Messenger RNA from Bursaphelenchus xylophilus (pine wood nematode), 1595 nucleotides. Lineage: Eukaryota; Metazoa; Nematoda; Chromadorea; Rhabditida; Aphelenchoididae. The record is from the annotation of a GenBank genome assembly.
AUGGGCAUCAUCAAGUCGUUGGCUCUACUGAGCCUUGCGACCGUUGUCGCCGGAGAUUUCGAGUUCAAUUCUACUACGGGUAAGUUUCAGGGUCUGUGUAGAUUCACAACGGACCUUAACUUAAUGCAAUUCAUUUUUUUAGUUGGAGGAUCCUUGUAUUUCGAAGUCAAACUUAGGAAGAACUCGAAACCUUACAAAGUGCAAGUCGACUCGAACCGACCGUACUCGAUUUUUAUGCACAACGACUGCAAAACAACUAAAUGCUCGUUAUAUUGGGAUAAGGCGGACACAUACGAUCCAAGGUAUUUUAUUGUUGCAUGAUCAGUCGUGAAUUGAUUUUUAGCGCUACCGGAGGAAUUGAUACCAAGCUUGAUUUUGAGGACAUUUCAACAUAUGACGAUAAAAAAUUGAAAGGAAGAUGGUUCUCGGAAACCCUCAAGUUGAACUCGAAAAAAUUCCCCAUUCAUAUUGGAGCGGCGAUGGAGGCCACGGAGACAACGGGCUGGCAACAGGCCGGAGUUAUUGGCCUUGGAAUUGGAUCGGGAAGGGAAGACGCUAAAAUAGCAGAGAGAUUGAUGGCCACGCUGACAACUCCGCUGAUUACGGUUCAAGAAGGAAAAACACACAAGAUCAAGGUAAACCAUGCUUUCUGAUGUACGCUGAGCAAUUGCGGAGUGAAUUGAUGUUGCUAAAACAUGGCGUUUUAGAAGGAUUCAACAGACGAAGAUAAAGAAAGCCGUGGCUCCAUUACAUUUGGAAAGUACAAUGCAACAAGUUGCGGUGACUUCACCUGGGUUGACUGUUCCGAUCGAGGCUCUUGGACGUUUAAGACAACGUAACUCGGCAUUCAAUUUCAGCGGCUUUUUUUCAGAAUCACCAUUGGCGAGAAACAAUAUGAAGGUAAAGUGGUCGGCUUUGCUAUCGGUCAAAAUACUUUUGCUAGUAGAUACACGAUUCAUGCCUUCCACUUUGCCAAAUAUCUUGAUAAUGAAUCCGACUUCCCAAAAAUCAGCUUUGAAUUUGGCGGUAAAACUUUCGAGAUGAACCCAAAAGACUAUGUGUCCUACAGCCCCGGGGUAAGUUGGGUUUUGCGGAAACCAUUGUCGUUUCAGUACGGAAAACACGCCGCCGAGAUAAAGAACGCGCCUUCGUAUUCGAACAUUGACUUUGCACUUGGCAGCGAAUUCCUUCAGAAUUAUUGUGUGGCGUUCAGGGCUGACAAAGAGUUUAAGAAGCUAGAAAUUGGACUUGCUGUAAAUCAUGGUAGACCUGCGGAGGACAAGAAACCAGACGACGAUGGAAAGACCCCCGACAAGAAACCAGACGACGAUGGAAAGACCCCCGACAAGAAACCAGACGACGAUGGAAAGACCCCCGACAAGAAACCAGAAGACGAUGGAAAGACCCCCGACAAGAAACCAGAAGACGAUGGAAAGACCCCCGACAAGAAACCAAACGAAGAUGGAAAGACCCCCGACAAGCAACCGAACGAAGAUGGAAAGACCCACGGAGGAGAAGGUGAGAAAAAGUCAGCAGCUGGAUAUUCCACUUCCAUUGUUGUGGCCAUAGCAUUUUUUGCCUUGGCCUUCCAGUAA